Messenger RNA from Musa acuminata AAA Group (dessert banana), 459 nucleotides. RefSeq lists its product as uncharacterized. The record is from RefSeq and is a predicted model, not a curated record. The transcript has a single exon. NCBI's taxonomy places the organism in Eukaryota, Viridiplantae, Streptophyta, Magnoliopsida, Zingiberales, Musaceae. Bases 1 to 459 code for a protein of 152 amino acids.
AUGGUGCUAUAUGGGACUUAUGAUGCCUUGAUGUGCAGGGCAUUCCCAACAACCCUGCGAGGGUCAGCCCACGCGUGGUACAGCAGCCUGAAGGCCGGGACCGUCGCCUCCUUCGAUCAACUUGCCAAAGACUUCGAGCUCAACUUCCUGGCUUACGCUCGACCAAAGCCGUCCAUGGCGUUGCUCCUCGGACUCAACCAGAGGGAGGACGAGCCCCUCUCCUAUUUUGUGAACCGUUUUACGACCCAAAUUCGAGGACUAUCGGACGCUCACCCCUCUCUGUUGAUGCAGGCGUUCAUGACAGGCCUGCGCCCUUCCAGGUUCUUUUGGUCUCUCGUGGAGCGGCCCCCCGUCGCGGUCCCCGAGAUGCUUCAGCGCGCUAGCCAAUUCAUCGCCGCGGAGACAUGGAUGGCUGGGAAGCGGGAGGAGCACAAAAAGGUCAAGUCGGAGCCGCCCUGA